AUGCCACCCUGUAUGCACCAGUUUUUUCUGGCUGCAUACUUGAUAUUUCUUUCUCCUACACAAGAAGGAUCUUGGAAGCAUGAAGCAUAUUUGUUGUUUCCAGUUCAUUUGGAUGGAACAUUGUUGGACAAUGCUAACACUAUGAAUGCUAAAAAGGAGUUAUUCUCAACCACUAAUGUUCUUCAUAUAUUUCGACAGCUUUGUGCAGGACUCGAGCACAUGCACAAUUUAGAUCCACCAUAUUGUCAUAAUGAUGUCAAGCCUGGUAAUGUCCUCAUAACUCAUGGGAAAGGACAACCACCACUAGCCAUAUUGAUGGAUUUUGGCAGUGCUCGGCCUGCAAGGAGGCAGAUUCAAUCUCGUUCUAAGGCACUACAAUUGUAG
Messenger RNA from Humulus lupulus (European hop), 384 nucleotides. RefSeq lists its product as uncharacterized. Lineage: Eukaryota; Viridiplantae; Streptophyta; Magnoliopsida; Rosales; Cannabaceae. Bases 1 to 384 code for a protein of 127 amino acids. The record is from RefSeq and is a predicted model, not a curated record. Gene Ontology annotation, biological process: protein phosphorylation. Gene Ontology annotation, cellular component: cytoplasm. Gene Ontology annotation, molecular function: protein serine/threonine kinase activity; ATP binding. The transcript has 3 exons.